GGAGAUAGGCAGGAGCGCAGAGGAGCGCUCUAUCUCUUUCUUUUCCGUUACACCAGAAGCUCAAACCAUUUCAACAACCGGGACUGCGCGUGGGUAGGAGGACCGGGACCCCACGCACCGAGGAGCACCUUCUGUGAUCACAGUGACCGCAGCGCAGAGACUGAGCGGAACCCCGCAGGUCAGCAGGCAGAGGAGCAGCCAGAGAAAGUGAAGGAGGAGCAGCUGAGGAGUCUCCACCCACAUCCAGCCAGCGAACCAAGGCGCAGCGCAGAGCUUAAAAUGAGCAGCUCCAACCCCCGCCUCCACCAGAGCGCCGCGCCCGCUCCCAGCCCUGCAUCGUCGGAUAAGGACGCAGAAAUGCCCGCAACAGAGAAGGACCUGGCCGAGGAUGCCCCCUGGAAGAAGAUCCAGCAGAACACCUUCACCCGCUGGUGUAACGAGCACCUGAAAUGCGUCAACAAACGGAUCGGCAACCUGCAGACCGACCUGAGCGACGGGCUGCGGCUCAUCGGACUCCUGGAGGUUCUGUCCCAGAAGAAAAUGUUCCGAAAGUACAACCAGAGGCCCACCUUCCGCCAGAUGCAGCUGGAGAACGUCUCUGUGGCGCUGGAGUUCCUGGACAAGGAGAACAUCAAGCUGGUGUCCAUAGACUCCAAAGCUAUCGUGGAUGGGAACCUGAAGCUGAUCUUGGGUCUGAUCUGGACUCUGAUCCUGCACUACUCCAUCUCUAUGCCCAUGUGGGAUGAAGAGGAAGAGGCUGACGACGGCAAGACCAAGACUCCCAAGCAGAGACUGCUGGGAUGGAUCCAGAACAAACUUCCUGAGCUUCCCAUUACCAACUUCAACAGGGACUGGCAGACUGGCCGGGCCCUUGGAGCGCUGGUGGACAGCUGCGCUCCAGGUCUGUGUCCUGACUGGGACCAGUGGGAUCAGACUAAACCAGUGGAUAACGCCCGUGAGGCCAUGCAGCAGGCGGACGACUGGUUGGGUAUUCCUCAGGUGAUUACCCCUGAAGAGAUCGUGGAUCCCAACGUGGACGAACACUCAGUCAUGACCUACCUGUCCCAGUUCCCCAAAGCAAAGCUGAAGCCUGGGGCUCCUCUCAGGCCUAAGCUCAACCCCAAGAAGGCCCGCGCCUACGGCCCAGGGAUCGAGCCCGUGGGAAACGUUGUGAUGAAGAAGGCCACGUUUACUGUGGAGACCAUCAGCGCCGGGAUGGGAGAGGUGUUGGUUUACGUGGAGGAUCCUGCAGGACACAGAGAGGAGGCCAAAGUGACGGCAAACAACGACAAGAACCGCACCUACUCUGUGGUCUACACCCCGAAAGUUAUGGGCAUGCACAAGGUGACAGUUUUGUUUGCUGGACUGCAUAUUUCCAAGAGUCCCUUUGAGGUGGACAUCGGCAUGGCUCAGGGAGACUCCAGCAAGGCUACGGCUCAGGGUCCCGGCCUGGAGCCAGCAGGCAACAUCGCCAACAAAUCCACCUACUUUGAAGUCUACACAGCAGGCGCUGGUGUUGGAGAAGUGGAGGUUGUGAUCAUGGAUCCUGCAGGGAAGAAGAACACUGUGCCCUGCACCAUUGAGGACAAGGGCAACAGCAGCUACCGCUGCACCUACAAACCCACGCAGGAGGGCCAGCACACCAUCUUCAUCACCUAUGCUGGCGGUCAGAUCAGCAAGAGUCCCUUCACCGUCGACGUGGGAGAAGCAUGCAACCCCAGCCUCUGCAGAGCAAAGGGGCGUGGCCUGCAGCCGAAGGGCCUGAGGGUGAAAGAGACGGCAGACUUUAAGGUCUACACUAAAGGAGCCGGAACCGGAGAACUUAAAGUCACCAUCAAGGGUCCCAAGGGGAUCGAGGAGCCGUGCAAGAGGAAGGACCUGGGAGACGGGGUAUAUGGAUUCGAGUACUACCCCACCACCCCAGGAACCUACUCCAUAACCAUCACCUGGGGAGGACAGCACAUUCCCCGCAGCCCGAUCGAAGUCAAGGUCGGUUCUGAGGCCGGACAGCAGAAGGUGAGGGCCUGGGGCCCCGGCUUGGAGGGAGGCGUUGUUGGCAAGUCUGCUGACUUUGUGGUGGAGGCUGUUGGAGAGGACGUUGGAACGCUGGGUUUCUCUGUGGAAGGUCCGUCUCAGGCCAAGAUCGAAUGCGACGAUAAGGGCGACGGCUCGUGUGACGUGCGCUACUGGCCCACGGAGCCCGGGGAGUACGCUGUCCACGUGCUGAACAACAACGAGGACAUCCAGCACUCUCCCUUCAUGGCCGAGAUAGUCAGCCCUCCUGGGAAAGACUUCUACCCCGACAAGGUGAAGGCGUUUGGUCCCGGCCUGCAGAGCAGCGGUCUGGCUGUGGGUAAGCCCACCGAGUUCACGGUGGACGCCAAACAAGGAGGGAAAGCUCCCCUGAAGAUCUCUGCUCAGGAUGGAGAAGGAAACCCUGUGGAGGUCCAGGUGAAAGAUAAUGGUAACGGCACAUUCACCUGCACGUACACCCCACGCAAACCACUGAAACACACCGUCAUGGUGUCCUGGGGGGGAGUCAACAUCCCGGACAGUCCGUUCAGGAUGAACGUGGGAGCCGGCUGCCAUCCCAACAAGGUGAAAGUGUCGGGCCCUGGCAUCGCGAGGACCGGCCUGAAGGCCUUCGAUCCAACCUACUUCACUGUGGACUGUUCAGAGGCGGGUCAAGGUGACAUCAGCAUAGGGAUCAAAUGUUCUCCUGGCGUGGUGGGACCGGCAGAGGCAGACAUCGACUUUGACAUCAUCAGAAACGACAACGACACCUUCACGGUGAAAUACACGCCUCCCGGAGCGGGCAGCUACACCAUCAUGGUGCUGUUCGCCGAACACGCCAUCCCCAUGACGCCGUUCAGGGUGAAGGUGGAUCCCACUCACGACGCCAGCAAAGUGAAGGCUGAAGGACCGGGACUCAGUCGCAGCGGCGUGGAGUUGAACAAACCCACUCACUUCACGGUGACCACCAAAGGAGCCGGAAAGGCCAACCUGGACUGCAGCUUCAGCGGAGCCACCAAAGGAGAGGCUGUCAAGGACUUUGAGAUCAUAAACAACCACGACAACACGCACACGGUCAAAUAUACGCCUGUGCAGCAGGGUCCUCUCGGGGUCGCUGUGACCUACGGUGGAGAUCACAUUCCUAAGAGCCCCUUCAACGUCGCUGUGGCUCCAACGCUGGACCUCAGCAAGGUCACGGUCAGCGGGCUAGGAGACAAGAUGACUGUCGGCAAAGACAAGGAAGUGACGGUGAAAUCGAAGGGAGCUGGAGGUCAGGGAAAAGUUGCUGCCAAGGUCACCGGACCAUCAGGGAAACCUGUGGCCUGCAAGGUGGAGCCGGGGCUUAGCCCAGAGACCAGUCAGCUGAAGUUCAUCCCCCGAGAGGCGGGACCCUACCAGGUGGAGCUGACCUACGACGGCGUGCCCAUCCCAGGCUCCCCCUUCACUCCUACAGCCUAUCCCUCCUCAGACCCGUCCAAGGUGCGCUGCUCCGGCCCAGGACUGGAGCGUGCCAAGGUCGGAGAGACAGGGGAGUUUGUGGUGGACUGUACCAACGCCGGUCCGGCCGAGCUCACCAUCGAGAUUAUCUCGGACAGCGGCACAGAGGCAGAGGUCCACAUCCAGGACAACGGCGAUGGAACCUACACCAUCACCUACAUCCCCCUCUACCCCGGCUCCUACACGCUCACCAUCCGCUACGGGGGCCAGGAUGUGCCAAACUUCCCCGCCCGCCUCAAUGUGGAGCCGGCGGUCGAUGCCAGUGGAGUGCGCGUGUUCGGACCGGGAGUGGAAGGCAAAGGAGUCUUCCGAGAGGCGACCACGGAUUUCACCGUGGAUGCUCGAGCUCUCACACAGAGCGGAGGAGACCACAUUAAAACCCUCAUCAGCAACCCGUCGGGCAGCCGCACCGACGCCCUCAUCACAGACCUGGGAGAUGGGACUUACGCCGUGGAGUACACCCCCUACGAGGAAGGCCCUCACAGCGUGGAGGUUUCCUACGACGGCUCCCCGGUGCCCAAAAGCCCGUUCCAUGUGGCCGUCACCGAAGGCUGUGACCCAGCUCGUGUUCGCGUGCACGGUCCUGGACUGAAAAGCGGCAUCACCAACAAGACCAACAAGUUCACGGUGGAAACCCGAGGAGCAGGAACAGGAGGCCUCGGUCUGGCAAUGGAAGGUCCGUCAGAGGCCAAGAUGUCCUGCACGGACAACAAGGACGGCAGCUGCACCGUGGAGUACGUUCCCUCUGAGCCGGGCACCUAUAGCCUCAACAUUACCUAUGGAGGACAACCGAUCAAAGGAAGCCCGUUCUCGGUGCCGGUCAGCGACACGGUGGACAGCACCAAGGUGAAGUGUCAGGGUCCCGGUCUGGGCAACAACGUCAGGGCCAACAUCCCCCAGUCAUUCACUCUGGACGCAUCCAAAGCUGGCGUGGCGCCGAUACAGGUCCGCGUACAAGGACCCAAAGGUGUGGUGGAGCCGGUGGAGGUGGUGGAUAACGGAGACCAGACUCACACGGUCAACUACGUUCCCACCAGAGAGGGGCCCUAUUCUAUCAACGUGUUGUACGCCGAUGAGGAGAUCCCUCGCAGCCCCUACAAGGUGAAGGUGCUCCCUACCCACGAUGCCAGCAAGGUGCGCGCCAGCGGGCCCGGCCUCAACACCACCGGCGUUCCCGCAUCGCUGCCUGUUGAGUUCACCAUCGACGCCAAAGAUGCUGGCGAGGGACUGCUGGCGGUGCAGAUCACUGACCCAGAGGGGAAGCCCAAGAAGGCCAACAUCCGUGACAACCAUGACGGGACCUACCUGGUGUCCUACGUACCCGACAUGACGGGCAGAUACACCAUCCUGAUCAAAUAUGGAGGCGAUGAGAUCCCGUAUUCGCCGUACCGCAUCCGAGCUCUGCCCACCGGAGACGCCAGCAAAUGCACCGUCACAGUCUCAAUCGGCGGUCACGGUUUAGGCGCCGGCGUUGGUCCAACUAUUCAGAUCGGUGAACAGACGGUCAUUACAGUUGAUGCAAAGGCUGCUGGAAAGGGCAAGGUGACGUGCAGCGUGUGCACGCCCGAAGGGGCGGAGCUGGACGUGGACGUGGUGGAAAACGAGGACGGCACGUUUGACAUCUUCUACACGGCGCCGCAGCCCGGGGAGUAUGUGAUAUGUGUCCGUUUUGGAGGCGAGCACAUUCCCAACAGUCCGUUCCAAGUCACGGCUCUGGAAGGACCGUCAGACCAGCUCAUUCAGCAGGGACAAAUGCCCCAGUACUACGCAGCGCAGCCCUGGGCAACGGACAGACCAGCUGGGAUGAACGGCCUGGAUGUGGCCGGACUUCGACCUUUUGACCUGGUCAUCCCAUUCACCAUUCAGAAGGGAGAGAUCACAGGCGAGGUCCGAAUGCCAUCAGGCAAAGUGGCAAAGCCCGACAUCACCGACAACAAGGACGGCACCGUGACGGUGAAGUACGCCCCAACAGAGGCCGGUCUGCAUGAGAUGGACAUUAAAUACGAUGGCAUCCAUAUCCCGGGAAGUCCCCUUCAGUUCUUUGUGGACUACAUGAACAGCGGGAACGUCAGCGCCUACGGCCCCGGUCUCAUCCACGGAACCGUUAACAAGCCGGCCGUCUUUACUGUUGACACUAAAGAUGCUGUAGAGGGCGGUCUUUCUCUGGCCAUUGAGGGUCCUUCCAAAGCAGACAUCAGCUGCGUGGACAACCAGGACGGGACCUGCACCGUGUCCUACCUGCCUGUUCUGCCAGGAGACUACAGCAUCCUGGUCAAAUAUAAUGACAAGCACAUCCCAGGAAGCCCCUUCUCUGCCAGAAUCACCGGAGACGACUCCAUGAGGAUGUCUCAUCUGAAGGUGGGUUCAGCGGCCGACAUCCCUCUGGAUAUCGGAGAGCUGGACCUCAGUCAGCUGACUGCCUCCCUCACCACCCCGUCAGGGCGUGAGGAGCCCUGCCUGCUGAAGAUCCUGAGGAACGGCCAUGUUGGCGUCUCGUUUGUGCCUAAAGAAAUCGGCGAGCACCUGGUGAACAUAAAGAAGAACGGGCGCCAUAUUGCCAGCAGCCCCAUCUCGGUGAUGAUCAGCCAGUCGGAGAUCGGAGAUGCAAGCCGCGUGCGUGUGAGCGGGCCGGGCCUGAGCGAGGCCAGGACCUUUGAGCCUGCAGAGUUCAUCAUCGACACUCGUGAUGCAGGAUACGGCGGCCUCAGCCUCUCCAUCGAAGGACCCAGCAAGGUGGACAUAAACACGGAGGACCAGGAGGACGGCACCUGCAAGGUCACCUACUGCCCCACUGAACCAGGAAACUACAUCAUCAACAUCAAAUUUGCUGACCAACAUGUGCCAGGGAGCGCCUUCACCGUGAAGGUGACUGGGGAGGGCAGGAUGAAGGAGAGCAUCACCAGGAAGAAGAGGGCAGCGUCCGUCGCCAACGUCGGUAGCCAGUGUGACCUCAGCCUGAAGAUCCCAGAGAUCAGCAUCGCAGACAUGACGGCUCAGGUGACGAGUCCCUCAGGUCAGGUCCACAAAGCCGAGAUCAUGGAGGGAGAGAACAACACCUACUGCAUUCGCUUCGUCCCCACCGAGACCGGCGUGCACACCGUCUGCGUCAAGUACAACGGCGCCCACGUUCCUGGCAGCCCCUUCCAGUUCACCGUCGGGCCCCUGGGCGAGGGCGGGGCCCAUAAGGUCCGCGCCGGAGGGCCGGGCUUGGAGAGGGCGGAGGCCGGAGUCCCAGCCGAGUUCAGCAUCUGGACCAGAGAGGCUGGAGCUGGGGGCCUCAGCAUCGCCGUGGAGGGGCCCAGCAAAGCCGAGAUCACCUUCGAGGACCGCAAGGACGGCUCCAGCGGAGUGUCCUACGUUGUGCAGGAGCCUGGCGACUACGAGGUGUCCAUCCGGUUUAACGACGAGCACAUCCCAGACAGCCCCUUCAUCGUCCCCGUGGCCUCGCCAUCAGAUGACGCCCGCCGCCUCACUGUUGCCAGUCUUCAGGAGUCGGGUCUGAAGGUCAACCAGCCGGCGUCCUUCGCCGUCAGCCUGAACGGAGCCAAAGGGGUGAUCGACGCCAAGGUCCACAGUCCCUCUGGAGCGUUAGAGGAGUGCUGCGUCACCGAGAUCGACCAAGAUAAAUACGCAGUGCGGUUCAUCCCCAGAGAGAACGGCCUCUACUUGAUCGAUGUCAAAUUCAACGGAAGUCACAUUCCAGGAAGUCCGUUUAAAAUCCGCGUGGGAGAGACGGGCCAGGCUGGCGACCCGGGGAUGGUAUCCGCCUACGGACCGGGCCUGGAAGGAGGAACUACAGGAACUGCAUGUGAAUUUGUGGUGAACACGAGCACCGCGGGCCCCGGGGCCUUAGCUGUGACCAUUGAUGGGCCCUCCAAGGUCAAAAUGGACUGUGUGGAGUGUCCAGAGGGUUAUAGAGUGACAUACACUCCUAUGGCCCCCGGAAACUAUCUCAUCUCCAUCAAAUAUGGCGGCCCUUACCACAUCGUCGGAAGUCCCUUCAAGGCCAAGAUUACAGGUUCCAAGCUCGUGGCCAGCCACAGCAUGCAUGAAACCUCCUCGGUCAUGGUGGAUCCUGUGACUCGUGCCAUCAGCAGCUCCAUGCAGGCUGCUCCCGCUCACUCAGACGCCAGCAAGGUGGCGGCUAAAGGCCCGGGGCUAACCAAGGCAUUUGUUGGACAGAAGAACAGCUUCUGUGUCGACUGCAGCAAAGCAGGGCGUAACAUGCUUCUGGUGGGGGUGGACGGUCCCAAAGUGCCCUGUGAGGAGAUCCUGGUAAAGCAUCAGGGUAACCGGGUGUACAACGUCAGCUACCAGCUGAAGGAGAAGGGAGAGUACAUCCUGGUGGUAAAAUGGGGCGACGAGCACAUCCCGGGUAGCCCCUACCACCUGACCGUCUGAAGACACCAGGAGGGUUCACCACUGUCCGUUUACAGCUCCAAAAUCUGCCCAAAUUUAGGUCACCAUUGAAGCCACGUGAAUCCGAUUGGUUGUUGUUGUUUACUGGUCAGAACAACGCAGUGAAGGCUUCUUCUUCUGGGGACGCCCCUUUCAUUACUGUAAACCGCCAGUCCGCCGUGCCUUAGAGUGUUUAUCAUUUUCAGCCUUAUUUGACAUGAAAUGCCAGGAUGUGGUAGAUUUUGGCUCCCAGCUUUAGCUCACUGUUUACACUGGAGGAGUUCUUGCAAACGUAGGAGAAAUCGUGGAUUUUGGAGCUUCCAGAUGAUCGAUCACAGGAUAAAGCUUCAUUACUUCUGUCUUUCUUGAAUUAUGUGUCUUAAUAAAAACCCAGCUUGUCCUUUAUGCUGUGUUGGAGUUGCUCAGAAAGUUAACUCUCCUUUCAGCUUCUGUUUGAUGAUGUUUAACCUUUUCAAUCUGCUGCUAGUGUGAUCCAGUUUUAGCCAGAAACAUCCUUACUAAUCAAAGGUUGUGCGUAUUUCGCUUCCUCUGAACGCUGCUGGAGGAUGUGGCUUCUGCUCAGCUCCAGCGUUGGCUCUGCAUGUCCUGCAGGAACGCUGACCAUCAGCACCUGCUGCGGUUUUCAGCCUGUUGGAGGAAAAAUCAACAGGUUCAAAAGGGAAGUUUUCCAACGUGUGCUGAAAGGUUUCCCACGUCACCAAUGAGCAGCGGCCUCCCUUCUGCUUCUCACCUCCAUUAGACCCUCAUUCUUGCUCUGUGCUUCAUCUGUGUUUCAAAGCAGAAUAAAAAGGCAUUUAAAAUGAUUGUAAGACAGUAUUUUGAUACACAAUAAAGUAUUUUUCUCGGUCAAACA
Cyprinodon tularosa is the source of this 8782-nucleotide messenger RNA. RefSeq names its product filamin A, alpha (actin binding protein 280) (gene flna). Gene Ontology annotation, molecular function: actin filament binding. The record is from RefSeq and is a predicted model, not a curated record. NCBI's taxonomy places the organism in Eukaryota, Metazoa, Chordata, Actinopteri, Cyprinodontiformes, Cyprinodontidae. The transcript has 49 exons. Bases 280 to 7911 code for a protein of 2543 amino acids. Gene Ontology annotation, biological process: actin cytoskeleton organization.